AGUGCUUGAAGAAUGGCGAGCUGGAUAUUCGUGACGAUAGCAUGUUGCUUGCUCAGUGGCCUGCAGGCAGAAACGGACUACUGCACCACAACUUACUGCUCUGUAGAAUUGGAGAACGUCGGCUGUAAUCCUCCUCCAGCAACCGGUGGUCCGGCCUGCGAUGGCAAGAGUGCUGAAGAAGUAGUACUGGACUCGAAUCUCCAGUCGUUGAUACUGUACGAGCACAACACACGUCGAUCGAAGUUUGCAAUGGGUCAGUUGGAAUCUUUUCUUCCAGCGACUCGCAUGCCCACGAUCACCUGGGAUACGGAAUUGGCAAAGCAAGCUGGCCACAAUGCUCGUAGCUGCAUCGAUGUACACGAUAGUUGUCGAAAUACGCGUGUGUACAGGUGGGCCGGACAGAACAUAAUAUUGUCAAAGUUUGGCUCGACAAUGGCGCCUGAGGAUCUGGUGAAGAACGGCAUCAAUAUAUGGUGGAGUGAAUAUAAAGACACUACGCAAGAUCAACUCAAUAGCUAUCCGGCAGGAUACAAAGGACCAGCGAUAGGGCACUUUACUCAGAUGGUAAGCGAUCAAACUGACAAACUUGGAUGCGCUAUACAGCAUUGGUUGGAUGGUGGUUCGGACGCGUACUACUUUGUUUGUAAUUAUGCCGUCACGAACGCAUUAGAACAUUCAAUAUACAAAAACGGAACUGUCGCCUCCGCGUGUACUACGGGGCCAAAUCCAAUUGAAGAGCUAAGUGGGCUAUGUUCGCCGGACGAGUCGAUAAACCCUGUACCGAACCAGUACACAGUGGAGCAACCAUGCGUUGAGUGCUCUUCUACAGAAACUGAUCCUUUUGAUGUGUCACUGCAUGGGUGA
This is a messenger RNA of Anopheles moucheti, 864 nucleotides long. RefSeq names its product antigen 5 like allergen Cul n 1-like. Lineage: Eukaryota; Metazoa; Arthropoda; Insecta; Diptera; Culicidae. The transcript has 3 exons. Bases 13 to 864 code for a protein of 283 amino acids. The record is from RefSeq and is a predicted model, not a curated record.